Drosophila novamexicana is the source of this 972-nucleotide messenger RNA. RefSeq names its product glycine N-methyltransferase. The coding region runs from base 30 to 899 and encodes 289 amino acids. The transcript is spliced from 4 exons. The record is from RefSeq and is a predicted model, not a curated record. Gene Ontology annotation, cellular component: cytosol. Gene Ontology annotation, biological process: S-adenosylmethionine metabolic process; regulation of gluconeogenesis; protein homotetramerization. NCBI's taxonomy places the organism in Eukaryota, Metazoa, Arthropoda, Insecta, Diptera, Drosophilidae. Gene Ontology annotation, molecular function: glycine N-methyltransferase activity; identical protein binding; glycine binding.
GAUCUGCUGGCCAGUGCUAAACACUCGAAAUGACAACCUCGGCUGAUAGCGUGUUCUUAACCCGAUCGGAAGGCAUCUCCGCGGAAGGAGUGCGGGACCAGUAUGCCGAUGGCAAGGCUGCUAAGGUCUGGGAGAUAUUCAUUGGUGAUAAGAACUCCCGCACUGACAACUACAAGAACUUCCUGGUAGAUUUGCUGCGCCAGAAGGGCUGCAAACGCAUCCUGGAUGUGGCAUGCGGCACGGGCGUUGACUCUAUAAUGCUGCUGGAGGAGGGCUUCGAGGUGGUGUCCGUUGAUGCUUCGGACAAAAUGCUGAAAUAUGCGCUGAAAGAGCGCUGGAAUCGUCGCAAGGAAGCUGCCUUCGACCAAUGGACUAUUGAGGAGGCCAAUUGGCUGACGUUGUUCGACGAUAUUCGGGAGCAUCGUCGGGAAGGUUUCGAUGCGGUCAUUUGCCUGGGCAAUUCCUUUGCCCAUUUAAUGGACAGCUUUGGCGAUCAGCGCGAGCACAAACAGGCGAUCAAGAACUUUGAGAAAUGCCUGAAGCCAGGCGGCAUACUGCUGAUCGAUCAUCGCAACUAUGACAACAUCCUCGAGACAGGCGCCACGCCAGCCAAGAGCAUUUACUACAACACAAGCCAUACGGCGGACAUCAAAACAUCCGUUUUAUUCUAUUGUGGCAAGGCAGCUCUGGUCUCCAUGGACUACCAGAUCGAAGGCAAUAAGCUGGCCAGCGAGUUCCGUCUCUCCUAUUAUCCGCAUGAGCUCAAGCGUUUCACGGAGAUCCUUAGAGAAAUCUUUGGUAGCCAGGCUAAGCACAAGCUGUACGGCGACUUCAAGGAUAUGAAUGUUGUGCAGAAUCCGGCAUUCUACAUACAUCUGAUUGAGAAGCCUAGCGUUUAAGUAACAUCAUAAUGUAUUGCCACUGUGGACACUUUUUCGUAUUUUCACACACAAAUACAAUAUUAAUUCUGUU